UCAUCGUCCAGCCCAUCGUCCAGCUCAUCGCCCAGCCCAUCGCCCAGCCCCGUCCUCUGCUGCUCUGUCGCAAUGGCCCCUCACCUCUCGAGCUCUGGAAAGAAAGAAUCCGCCACCGCCCGUUUCCUCGGCGCUGGCUGCUCCGGUGUCCUGGAGCUUCUCUGCUUCCAUCCUGUCGACACCGUCGCCAAGCGUCUGAUGAACAACCAGCAAAAGGUCUUCACCAGCGGCCAGUCGUUUGCUGAGAGCUCGGCCAUCUUGAACAAGGUCAUCUUCAAGGAUGCUGCCGCCAAGAGCGGGUUCUCCAAGUACAUCUCUCUGUUCCCGGGACUGGGCUAUGCUGCCGGCUACAAGGUCAUGCAGCGUGUCUACAAGUUCGGCGGCCAGCCCUUUGUCAAUGACUACCUGAACAAGAACCAUAAAGGUGUCUUCCAGGAGACCUUUGGCGAUCGCUAUGCCAAGGCCGUCAUGCACGCCACCGCUGGCAGCUUGAUCGGCAUCGGUGAGAUUGUUCUCCUGCCCCUCGAUGUCCUCAAGAUCAAGAUGCAGACCAACCCCCAGAUCUUCCAGGGCAAGGGCCUGUUCCAGGUCUUCUACGAUGAGGGCUUCGGCCUGUACCGCGGCGCUACCUGGACUGCUGCCCGUAACGCCCCCGGCUCCUUUGCCCUGUUUGGCGCCUCCGCCGUCACCAAGGAGUACGUUUUCGGACUCGAGGAUUACAGCAAGGCCACUUUCGUCCAAAACUUCUGCUCCUCGAUCGCCGGCGCCGUCGCCAGUAUCACCGUCUCUGCUCCCCUCGAUGUCGUCAAGACCCGUAUCCAGGCCCGCUCCAAGGACCAGGUCGAGGCCGGAUGGACCAUCGUUGGAAAGAUGAUCCGCAACGAAGGCCUUGGCUCCUUCUUCAAGGGCCUUACCCCCAAGAUCCUUAUUGUCGGUCCCAAGUUGGUGUUCAGCUUCACCAUCGCCCAGCAGCUCAUUCCCCUCUUCGGCAAGCUCUUGGACGGCGACCGCACCACCGCCUAAUUGGCCCAUCUGUGUCCGGGCCUGAUGGCCAUCGACGUAUCCGAUUUGCCCCCUGCUCUGCGCCCAUUUCUAGACGAGCCCACUCCUGCCCGGAGGGCUCAUGUCCUAAUUUCACCAUUUUUCUCUCCCAUCAUAUUUUGGAUGCCUUUGUUUUUGCUGCCCACCCACAUAUCACCGCCGCACUCCCUCUCGCCAGCAAACAUGGAUUGUAUGCACCAU
This is a messenger RNA of Polychytrium aggregatum, 1242 nucleotides long. Its product is annotated as mitochondrial carrier domain-containing protein. Gene Ontology annotation, molecular function: guanine nucleotide transmembrane transporter activity. The coding region runs from base 73 to 1023 and encodes 316 amino acids. NCBI's taxonomy places the organism in Eukaryota, Fungi, Chytridiomycota, Chytridiomycetes, Polychytriales. The transcript has 8 exons. Gene Ontology annotation, cellular component: mitochondrion. The record is from RefSeq and is a predicted model, not a curated record.